Paramacrobiotus metropolitanus is the source of this 1123-nucleotide messenger RNA. RefSeq names its product GTP:AMP phosphotransferase AK3, mitochondrial-like. NCBI's taxonomy places the organism in Eukaryota, Metazoa, Tardigrada, Eutardigrada, Parachela, Macrobiotidae. Bases 195 to 875 code for a protein of 226 amino acids. Gene Ontology annotation, molecular function: AMP kinase activity; ATP binding. The transcript is spliced from 5 exons. The record is from RefSeq and is a predicted model, not a curated record. Gene Ontology annotation, cellular component: cytoplasm; mitochondrion. Gene Ontology annotation, biological process: nucleobase-containing compound metabolic process.
CCACACCGCCGUUUUGGGCCUUGUGGCUAACUAAAUGGUAACAGCCAACACCGCUCCAGAAUAUCGCCAGUCGCCACCAUUCCACUGAUUCCAGCAGACGUACCAGCUACCUCGGAAUUCUGUAGUUAUCCCAUUUAUUUUCCGCUGAUGAGAUCCAGCUAGCUUAACGGCUAUCUGCUCUUCCCUUAAUAAAAAUGUCGCUGUCAACAUUCCGCGUAAUAAUCCUAGGAGCGCCAGGAUCUGGUAAAGGAACAAUCGCAUCGCGAAUCUGCAAGACGUUUCAGCUGAACCAUAUCAUUUCUGGUGACAUCCUCCGAAAAGAACAACAGAAUCAAUCAGAACUGGGAAAAAAGCUAGCGGAAUACAUCAAAUCUGGUGCUCUGGUUCCUGACGAUAUAAUGAUCCGGAUUAUGGGAAAUGAAAUGAAAAACGUUGGCAAUAAAUGGCUGCUUGAUGGCUUUCCACGGACAUACCCGCAAGCUGACAAGUUGCACAAGGAAGUUGGGAUGGUGGACAGCGUGGUCAACUUGGACAUUCCGUUUGAUGUGAUCCGCAAACGCUUAGAGGGGCGCUUCAUACAUGCACCCAGUGGUCGAACUUACAAUUUGGAGUUUAAUCCGCCUAAAGUUUCGGGCAAAGAUGAUAUUACGGGUGAGCCCAUCGAACGGCGCGCUGAUGAUGAACCGGAAGUUGUUAUGGCCAGGUUGAAAACAUACAAAGAGAGAACUGAACCGCUCCUGGAUUAUUACCGAAAAGCGGGAGUACUCAAAGAGUUCCAGGGAACGGAAAGUAAUGUUAUUUGGCCGUUUGUGAAGGAGUAUUUGGAGCAGUUCAUAUCGCAGCUGGAUAAGCAGCCAAAGCGGAAAACUGCUUAAAUUAGUUAAUUUUAGUUGUCAUUAUUUAACGUCGGCCUAUCUAUGCAAGCAGAUUUUAAGCAUUCCUGUCACAUUCUUCACGACGCAGAUAUCGUUGAUCGAUUUUGUUUUGCAUUUGUAGCCAAUUCUGCAACUAUCCAUACGCAUUAUGCACAACAGAUCUAUAACGGUAAUUUUUUAUUUUCUGCUUGUUAGUACAAUAGUUGUUACCGACCGUUUUUAUUUUGAUAAUAAACCGCUUUAAAGAA